Mesorhabditis spiculigera is the source of this 1698-nucleotide messenger RNA. The record is from the annotation of a GenBank genome assembly. NCBI's taxonomy places the organism in Eukaryota, Metazoa, Nematoda, Chromadorea, Rhabditida, Rhabditidae.
AUGCGGUUACUGUGGGUCUUCUCAUUUCUUCUACUACUCGGCACUGCCACUUCCUUAAACCUCCUUUUAUUCCUGAUCGGGACUAAUCAAUUCGAGAGAGGAACUUUUGAGUAUUUGGCCCAGCAAUUGGCCUUGAGACAUCAUAAUGUAAUUACCGUCAAGCCGAUUUUGAUCCCAGAAGAACCCCGUUUGGUGAAGCCGAAGCUUCAUUUGGUGCGGGAGAAGACGAUGAAGAACUUGUUGACAAAAAAACUAUACGAACCUCUUGAAAAAAUUGGGGACACUGUGCCGUGGAGUCAAAACUAUGAACUCGACAAGAUGGAGGAGCCCUAUUGGGUUGGGCACAAUGCUUCUUGCGUAAAGAUGCUAAACUCGAACCUGAUGGACCAACUCAAGAAAGACGAGCUCGACGUCGUGAUUGCGUACGCCGGAAACCCGUGUCAACUGGCUUUGGUUCACGUGAUCGGAAAGCCAGUGAUCUAUUUCGAUCAGGAAGGCCUGACCGACGAGACGCUGGUUGCUGCCGGAGCCUCGCCUAGCCUAGACUAUCCAUCUUCACACUGCUCGUUCCGGCCGACCCCUUUGCUCCCCCUCAACCGAAUCUUCAACGGUAUCUGUAUUCUGAAAGAGUACCUGGCCCAGUCGAGGAUUCCGUUUUUGGCAUCGAUCGUCUCAAGGAGGUAUAAGCACCUUGACCAGGAGAUAACGAGGAUGUUUGCUGAGGAUUACGAGAUUAAGAAGAGGUUCAAGCCAUUCCCGGACGUCAAUGAACUCAAGGGAAAAUCAGCUCUAUUCUUCGCCAAUACCGAUCGGUUAUUGGAGUACGAGCGGCCACUUCCACCCCAUGUAAUUCCAGUCGGAGGAAUGCACAUCGACCAUCCGAAGCCGUUGUUUGCGCCCUGGAACACCUCGAUCGAGUCGGCCGAAUCCGGGAUGAUCAUCGUUUCAAUGGGUACGCAGGCCAACUCUGCAAAUAUGCCCGAAUAUAUGGCCCGGGCCCUCUUCGGUGCUCUUUCAAAGCUGAAGAAAUACCGUAUCUACUGGAGGGUUGGGCCUACAAUCAAAUUGGCCGGUGUCGACGUCGAGAAGCCACCCAGCCAUAUCAACUUCACGGCUUACAUUCCGCAGAACGAUUUGCUGGCUCACAAAUCCUGCAAACUCCUAAUCACCAACGGUGGUAUGCUAUCGAUCAUGGAAGCGGUGGCCCAUGGCGUUCCAAUGGUCGGCAUCCCGCUCUACGGCCAGAAUCGGCAUAAUAUGGGAAAAGUUGCGCACAGGGGCCUUGGCGUUGUCGUUGAAAAGCAGGAAGUCUCGGAGAGCACAAUUUAUGCAGCCAUCAAGAAUGUGUUGGAUUACCCGAGCUUCAAAAACAAGGCGAAGUGGGCGUCGAAGGAGUUCAAGGCGAGGAAAAAUACUCCGUUUGAAGAGGUACUCCACUGGAUCGAGUUCAUCGCCCAACAACAGGGAAAUCCUUUGAAAUCGCCAGCCGUUCAUCCGCUUAUUCAAUUAGCACGUCAUUUAUGUCUAGACCUGAUUUUGGCCGUAUUUUUCGUGCUCUACGUACCGUAUGCUUUUGCGAAAUGGUACCUCCGAAGAAUGCUGAAUCGAACCACUUCUACCCAUCAAAAAUCCAUCCCAUCAAAGUCUAGCCUCUCGAAGGAUUCCAACAAUAAUGGCAGCGAAUCGAAAAAAUUGAAA